GACCCGAGUUACAACUAAUGUCAAAGUACUCAGAACUCCCAGAUGUGGAGGUGGACGCCCAGGACUGUUUUGAAACGUCUGACGUGGACGAGGUGGAAUCGAUAGACACGUCAGUUUAUGAAGCGGAGGAGAAGGACAUAGACCAGUCGAAAGUUUUACCCGAGCAUGCUAGGUUGCGGUUUGAGAACUACCUCAUUGAUGGCUGUCGGGUGGAUUUCAGCGAUUCCAUCGUGCCAAAGAAAGGCUCCUAUGCCAGCGCGCACCUCGCGGAAACCCCUGCGCAAAAAUUGCUCAGAAUCAGAAGGGAAUUGGAAGAGCUAGCGCUUGUUCAGGAUGAGAGCGCUGUGCUAAAACACGAACUAGAGGGGUUGCAAUCUAUGGUGCAGAAAUUGAACCAAAAGCCCGUGGGUCCAUCCGUUGUGAGCUAUCAGCCGGAGUCUACACCAGAGUCCGGUGUGGCUCUCCCACCCAAACAAGGAAUCCAACUGGUGCAGGAAUUUUUGUUGUUGGAGUCGCGGUUGGCCAAGUUGGAAGCUGUUGUAGGCUAUGACUUUAUCAACAGUGAAGCCAAACAGUCAAUCCAGGCCCUAAUUAAUGAUCUUUCCAGAAAGAUCAACAUCCUCUACAUGGAGUCAGAGCUGCUAAAGGCUGACGGCGAGGAGAAGCGGUUUGCCAAGCUUCUUGCGUCGGUGGCAGAACUUAAUAAAAAGUCGGAAAUGAUCUACGCGAGAAGAAAUACCUCCGCUACCAUUUCCUCGCUCAUGGAUGGUGAGACCUCCCACACCGAGCCCCACACCGAGCCCCACACAGACCUCCACACUGCGCCCCCGGAAGCAAAAAAAUUGUUAGAGCUAUAUGCCAAGUUUCGGCAAAUAUCGCAACUGGACUCGACAACGCGGCAUAUCGUUGAUAGACUACGCUCGCUACAUGAGAUGCACACCCAAAUAUCCCAUUCUCUUUCCGUAUGCGAAUCCAUAAGUGACACGGUAACAGAUGUGACAGAGAGCAUUGACCAUUGGCAAGCUGCCAUCAGAGUUGUGGAGGAAAAGUUGGCGAAAGAGCAGGGUGUAUGGAACCGGAGCUCAGCAGAGAUACUCAGGAUGCUUGAAAAGCUCGAAACAAGAGUCGGGACUCUUGAGUAGGUAUCCUCCAAUGCACGAUUUGUGAUUCUUGUUGCGUGUUUGAGUUGAGGGUUUCCGAUCAGCAAUCGAUGGUUGACAAUACAACGCAGUGCCAAGCGAACGAUAGCUACUGACUCAGACGUGCGGAAAAUUCCAGGAUUGUAAGAUUCGUGCCCUCCGUUAACGUUCAAAUCAUUCGCAUGGGCCAGAAUCCGAGAGUGCGCGUCUGUGUGUUAGAUGCCCUCAUAAUAGUACACUCGGGUGGUAAUGCGAAUAAGUCACAGAGCCAACAUACCAACAGUCGUUAUACCGAGUUUGAUUUCCUUGGCAGGAGAAGAAUUAGGGAUACAUUGAUGGAUUUUCAAGUUAAAGUAGGUGAAUUUCAUUGCAAUCUAGGGCGUGCAUUUAGUUUAUGUCCUUUGCCGUAUGUUUAUUUCGUCAUUUUUCUCUUUUCCUGUUAAUCGGCCUUUUCAAACCAACAGAGUUAGGUUCUAGAUCG
Messenger RNA from Babjeviella inositovora NRRL Y-12698, 1620 nucleotides. RefSeq lists its product as uncharacterized. The record is from RefSeq and is a predicted model, not a curated record. NCBI's taxonomy places the organism in Eukaryota, Fungi, Ascomycota, Pichiomycetes, Serinales. The transcript has 2 exons. Gene Ontology annotation, cellular component: dynactin complex; cytoplasm. Bases 18 to 1142 code for a protein of 374 amino acids. Gene Ontology annotation, biological process: mitotic spindle organization.